GUGUAAGACAAUCAGUAAAAUAUUGGCCUUGGGAGUUGCUUCUUUAAUCAUAAGUCUCCUUCCUCUGCCUCAUCCCUUUUCACACAGCAGGAUCUAGAUCUCACCUCGCGUCCAUGGAAGUCUCCUCUCCUAUCCUCUUUCUUGGACAGCUUGAGAAUUGAUCCGGCAACCUAGCUCGGAAGAAAUCAUCACAAGCUUAAUUUCCCCUUGACUAGGUUGCAGCUGCAGGGCCUCGAUCGGCAGGGGUUCCGUGACAUCUAAUUGCAAAUGGAACGCCGAUCUACUGUCACACGAAUGGACCUGGAGUUCAUGCUAAUUGAUGAAACGGCAGAGCCCAUGGCUCUGCCACUGACACUUCUGCGUCAUAUCACCGAUGAUUUCUCUGCUGAGCAUGAAAUUGGCAGAGGUGGGUUUGCGGUGGUUUAUAAGGGAAAGCUUGGGAAUAGGACUGUGGCAGUGAAGAGGAUGUCCAAUACGUUUGUAGAUGAAAGCGAGUUCCACCGAGAAGUUCAAUGUCUCAUGAUGGUUAAACACAAAAAUAUAGUACGGUUUCUGGGAUAUUAUGCUGAAACACAUUGGACUAUGGUAACCCAGGAGGGAAAAUUCGUUAUGGCAGAUGUAAACCAAAGAUUGCUCUGCUUCGAGUAUCUUCCUAAUGGGAGCCUUGAUAAGUAUAUCACUGAUGCAUCUUGUGGACUUCAGUGGAGAGACCGCUUCCAAAUUAUCACAGGAAUUUGUCAGGGGCUACAUUAUCUUCAUCAGAAUAGCUUUAUGCACUUAGAUCUAAAGCCCACAAACAUAUUGUUGGAUGAUAAUUUAGUACCAAAACUUGCUGAUUUCGGUCUAUCUAGAUGCUUUGUUGAAUCACAAAACUGGGCUAGUACUUCGAUACGUGGAACAGCUGGAUAUAUAGCACCCGAAUAUUAUAACUAUACUGAAGUCACACACCAGCUUUCGCCCCUUCUUGAUAUCUAUAGUCUUGGUAUAAUAAUAAUAGAGAUACUCACCGGCCGGAAGGGGAAUAUUGACGCUGAUGAGGUAGUUGAAAGUUGGAGUAACAUGGUGGAGAAAUCACAUAGCGACGUACAGAUGGAACAGGUACGCAUAUGUGCUGAGAUAGCAAUAGAGUGCAUCGACUUCAACCCGGCAAAGAGACCGGAUACACAACAUAUAAUCAGUAGACUCGAUCAGAUAAAAAUCAUGGACGGAUAUGUUAAAACUGGCAUGAUUACUUCACAUCAGGCCAAAGAUGCUCCAAAUGAACUGCAUCAAGAUACGACUGACGCACCAGGAGAGACAAGCUUUAAGGUGUUAAAGAUUGGCGUCGGUGCUAUCUCAAAACGGAACUUGAAGAAAAGAAAGAUUCGGGCGGCCAUGGAAAACAAUCCUCACCAUUCUGCUUGGCUUGAGGGGACGAGAGAGAUGGAGGAGGACCCAGUUACUGUUUCGCUCGGCCCCUCGGGCCCUCUCUUCCAGAAGCUCCGUUCUGUCAUUGCUUCGCAAGACAGUCGGCUGAAGAGGGUUAAGGUUGAGAUCUUGUUUCUCGGCCAAGGACUCAAGGGAUUGUGCAACGGAUUUAGCAAGGAUCUAUUUGAGGCGCCGCAGGAUAGCAUUACCAGGUGCUGGAUGAGGCAGGUCCGGGAUCUGUGCUAUGAUACAACAGACUACCUCGACCAGGUCAUGCACUUCAUCCAAUACUCCGGUACUGGUAGGGGUAAGAUCCGUAUUUUUUGGGGGAAACGUCUUGGAUCCAAGAUCUUUCGGGUUUCCCGUAGGCUCACCUGGGUUUCGUUGCCAAAAGUGAAAAGGUUGAAGCGAGGCCUCAUGAUUGCAAAAUUAUUAGCAUUGCUAGCUCGUGUCGAGGAUGCAGAUGAAAGACGCGAAAGAUUCAAGAUUUCUCCACCGGAAGCCAGCAAACAUGACUAUUCACAAGCCGCCAGAGCCGGUAUCAGCCACCCCAUGGCCCGACUUCCCAUCCAACUCCAUGUCGACAAGCUCAUCAAGCUGCUGGCCUUCGAGCACGACGACAAUUUGAUAGAAAAAGAACUCAAGGUGGUAAGUAUCUUUGGAUCUGCAAGUUCUGACAAGACAGCAGUUGCGAAGACCUUAUAUCACCGGUAUGGAGGGAAGUUCCAGUACCGGGCUUUUCUACGGGUGUCUCGAGAUCCAGAUAUGAGGAGGCUUCUCACCGACAUGCUCACACAAUUCAAGGCCCCACCAACCCAUACAGUUUCUGAUGUCCAAGGACUUAUUGAAAGUAUCACCAAACAUCUGCAAGGAAAAAGGUACUUAAUUAUAAUAGAUGAUCUAUGGUCCACGUCAGCCUGGGAUAUUAUUAUCCGAGCUCUUCCUGAUGGUGAUUAUUGCAGAAUAAUAACAACAACACAGGUUGAGAAUGUAGCACUGGCAUGCUGCAGUUACCAGUUAAAGCAUAUGUAUAAGAUUACUCCUCUUAAUGAUGAUCAAUCAGGAAAAUCUGAGGGUGGUUGUAUUACAUAUCCUAGUUCCGAAGGGAUGAAAGAAGCUCUAAACCUUGUGUAUGAUAAUCUUCCACCCCAUUUGAAGGCAUGCUUGUUAUAUAUGAAUAUGUAUCCAGAAGGAUACACGACCAAGAAGGAUGAAUUGGUGAAGCAGUGGGUUGCUGAAGAUUUUAUCGGCUCAGUACAAGGACAAGACAGAGAGAACACCGCGGGAUGUUAUUUUGAUGCUCUCGUCAGUAGUGGACUGGUCCAGUCCGUAGAUACCGAUCAUAAUGGUGAUGUGUUGUCAUGUACGCUUCACCACAUGGUGCUGGAUCUUAUCAGACAAAAAUCCAUGGAGGAAAACUUUGUCACUGUUGUGAACUAUUUUCAAACAAUUCUAGGACUUCCUGACAAGGUCCGUAGACUGUCUGUCCAGUUGGGAGGUGCAAAAGGUGCAAAUACUAUACCAGACAAUAUGAGAACAUCCCAAGUUAGAUCACUACUAUUUUCUGGAUUCUUCAAAGGUGUACCCUCCAUUGUAGAAUAUGGGCUUCUUCAAGUUUUGAUUCUUCAUAUUUGGUCUGAUCAAGACAAGACUUUUGACCUCACUUCAAUUGGUGAACUAUAUCGACUGAGAUAUCUGAAGAUUGUGUGUAAUAUCACUGUCAAGCUUCCAGGCAAGAUUCGAAGGCUGCGGCACUUGGGUACUCUGCAGGUAGAUGCAAGAUUAGCGGUUGUUCCAUCUGAUAUUAUUCAUCUGGAUAAGUUGCUGCACCUCCGCCUUCGGAGUGAGUCUAUUUUGCCUCAUGGGGUUGGCCAUAUGACAUCUCUUCGUACUCUGGGUUAUUUUGAUCUCAACAGUAACCCAAAGAUCAAUUUGAUGGAUCUGCACAAGCUGACAAAUCUGCAGAAUCUUCAGCUCACCUGUUCUACAGUACCACCAGCUAAAUGCCUUGAAAAGAAUAUGCAACUCCUGAGCUCAGUCCUUAACAAACUUAGCAUCCUGCAGUCUGUAACUCUUGUACCUGCUACAGGCUCCUCCAAUGUAAAUACUUUACAGGCUGAUAAUGAUACUGGUGCUUCAGGCAUGAUCAUUUCAUUUGAUGGCUUCAGCAGUGUGUCCCCUGCCCCAGCCCAUCUUCGGAGACUCGAGUUGUCGCGUCGUUGCUGCAUCUUCUCCAGACUCCCAAAAUGGCAUGGUGAACUUGCGCAACUCUGCGUUCUUAAGAUUGCAGUCAAGGAGCUAUCGAACGAAGAUACUGAUAUACUGAAAGGGUUACCUGCCCUCACUGUUCUGUCGUUGCAUGUCAUGACAACGUCUGCAGAAAUGAUUGUCUUUGGCAAGGGAGGGUUCUCAGUUCUCAUAUACUUCAAGUUCACGUGCACUGUGCCUUGGCUGAAAUUUGAAGAGAAUGCAAUGCCUAACCUCCAGAAGCUCAGGCUAGGUUUCAACGCAACAGCAGUGGAUAAACAAGGGAUCAUUAUUGAGCACUUGUCAUGCAUUAAAGAGAUAUCUGCAAUAGUUGGUUGUGUGAACGUUGGUGCAGGGUCUGCCUGCCAGAAAGCUAUUAUGAACGAUCCAAGAAAUCCUAAGGUGCAAUGGAUGGGCUCCAUUUAUGUUGGUGACGAAGGUACAGGACACCUGGUGACACAUGAAGCCCAGGAAUAUUACAGAGCUCAAGGUAAGGUUUCAGGGGGAGGUGAAAUCAUGGAUGAAACUGAUGGAAUUCAAGAUGAGAACAAUGAAGCCGCUAAUAAAAACAAUCCAAGAAAUCAAAUGGUGCAAUCGAUGGGUUCGAUUUAUUAUGGUCUCAAAGGUACAGAAAUGGUGACGAUAAGACCCAGAAACCAACCAGGGCAGUUGCUGAUGACUGUGCUGGGCAGGUUGCUGAGACCCAUUAUCCCCACACUUCUGGCCAGCAUAUUGUGCUACGUAUUGGGAUGGUUGCUCUCGAGCAUCAUCCGCUCGGUCCCUUUGAAGCAGCGUUCCAUGGCCACGCCCACUAGCUGGGAUGUUGGCACAGCUGGCUGGGUCAUUGUGCUGGGCUGGUUGCUUUCGCCCAUUAUCGCCUUUCUCUUGCCCAAGACCCUUUCCUGUCUGGGCUUCGACACAUCCAAGAAGCUCCUGGAACUGGAGAACUGCAUCAUCCCAGAACUGCAGCAGGCGAUGCGGGCAGUGGAUCAAGAGAGGAUGACGCAGAGAGUGGAGAAACUGAAACCUGAUGUAGCCACGCUGGACAAGAUGGCCGCCAUGCUGAGGCAUUCCCAGGAGGAAGCGGAAGACAUCUUUGAUGAUGCUAAGCAAAAGAUCGUCAGUGGUGACAUCGUCUAUGAUGCCGUGCAGACCUGCAGUGACUACUUCUACAGGAGUUCUCUGGGGAUUACAGGCAUCCUCCGGAGAGGAUCGUGUCAGUUACUGCAGUGGGCACAGAGCAUCUCCACCUUGUUUCAGUGGUUCCCACGCAUGCAUGCAUAUAUGUUCUUUACCAUAUGUUAUGAGACUGCAGCCUCAAAUUUCUCGGGGAGAUGGUUCUGUUGCUUGUGCAACUCCUUUGGCUUGUUCAUCAACUGUUGUAGGUCCAUGUUCUACUCGAUAGUUCAUGCGAUUGAGUUGGCCUGCUUGUAUCGAGACUGGUCCUAUGACGUGGUUGGCAUCAUAGGUUACCAGGAGAAUGCCACUGUGUUAAGUUUUUUCCUUACAGCAAUCUCAAAACAGAACUUGAAGAAAAGAAUAGAGAAGGUACAAAGCACCAUUAAUGAAGUUAAGAAGUCACAACUCUUGUGUGUAGUCAGCAAGAACACGCCGGAUGAUAUUGCCAACAGGAACAGGUGCAGAAUUAGAACUGCUAGCAAGCUUAAGGUAUUUGGUCGAGAGGUGUUGCGUGAUAAUAUCAUGGCAAAGCUCCGUGAGACACGACAUUGUGAUGCACCAAGCUCGAGUGCUUGUCCAUGUUAUUCUGUGGUUGGCAUAUAUGGUCUUGCGGGGUCAGGGAAGACUACCUUUGCACAAUAUACUCGAGAUUUCAUAGAAGGGUGUGAGGAGAAACUUUUUGACACCAUUAUGUGCAUUCAUCUUUCGGAAACUUUCAGCGUGGAUGAUAUAUUUCAUCAAAUGCUGAAGGAUAUUACCAAAGAUUGGCAUUCCAGUUUUUCGGAUCGUGGGGAGCUGGAAGAGAAGUUGAAGGAAUCGUUGAGUGACAAACGUUUCUUCUUGAUAUUGGAUGAUCUCUGGGUGAAGAACAAGAGCGACCUACAGCUGCAGGAACUACUCUCUCCGCUCAAUGUUGGGAAGAAAGGAAGCAAAAUCCUAGUGACGGCUCAAGCAAAAGAUGCAGCUAGAGCUCUGUGUGCUGAUGAACCUAUUAAAAUGCCUGAUUUGGAUGAGGACCAAUACUUUUCUAUGUUUAUGCAUUAUGCACUUGGUGGUACAAGUGUUGUUGAUGAAGAAUUCAUACGAGUUGGGAGGCUGAUUGCUGAAAAGCUACACCGAUCGCCUAUUGCAGCAGUAACAGUGGCAGAAAAGCUUGAGACAAAUGCAGAUAUCCAUUUCUGGAAAAACACUGCAAACAAUGACAUGCUGAAUGACACCAUGUAUGCUCUUUGGUGGAGCUAUCAACGGCUUGAUCCGGACAUCAGGCGCUGCUUUGAAUUCUGCAAUAUUUUUCCUCGAAGAUCCAAGCUGAGAAGGGGCGAAUUAGUUCGCCUGUGGAUAGCACAGGGGUUUGUAAAGACCAGUUCUGCAAACAUGGAAGCUGUAGCUGAGUGCUACCUUCAAGAGUUGGUGUCAUACUCAUUUCUGCAACCAGAAGGAACUAGUUCUGAAUCUUCUGAUACGGAUUGCUUUACAAUUCAUGGUCUGCUGUAUGAUUUAUUAGACAAGGUCUGUGGAAGUGACUACUACAGAAUCGAGAAUGCAAGGAGCCAGAGAGGAGAAAGCUGGAAAGGGGAUAUCCCUGAAGAUGUCCGCCAUCUUUUUGUUGAGAAUUGUGAUGGAAAAAUGAUUGAGAAGAUCCUUGGAUUGAAAAAAUUACGCACUCUCAUUAUUUAUAUUGUUGAAUGGGAUACACCAGUUGAGGAAAAAUUCAUCAACGGUAUAUGCAAGAGGCUUCUUAAGUUACGGGCAUUACACGUUGCUUUGAGACACGCAUAUGAUCCAAUCAAUGCACCCAAUAAGUUCUCCGUCCCAGAAUCUAUUAGUCAAUUAAAGCAUCUACGGUAUCUUGCUUUCAGGAUAAACCACCAAUGCACUGUUCUUCUACCAGGCGCUCUAAAUAAGCUUCAGCAUAUCCAGCAGCUAGAUUUUGGUUCUUGCAAUAUUUUGGGAUCUACCUCUCUUGAUCUUCUCAACUUGCAGCACAUAAUCUGCGGGGCCAUGAAAUUUCCUAACAUAGGCAAGCUGACUUCACUCCAAACGAUCCCAGGCUUCACAGCAAGUAAUGAACAAGGUUGUGAGUUAAAGCAGUUGAGGGAUCUUAACAAGCUUCAUGGAAGCCUGCGGAUUGUUGGACUUGAAAAUGUUAAAAGCAAGGAGGAAGCUCUUGAAGCCAAUCUAGCUGCCAAGGAAAGGCUCGCGGAACUUAAAUUGCACUGGGAAGGUGAUGAUGAUACAGGGUGCAGUCCAGAAGUUGAAGCAGAGGUACUUGAGGGCCUGUGCCCUCAUGUGGGGCUUAAAACACUUCACAUCUACAGCUACGAAGGUUCGAGGUGCCCAAAUUGGAUGGUGGGUAAGCAGAAUGUUGGCCUGCAAGAACUUCUAUUAUAUGGAUGGAAUCAACUUGGACCUGCUCCGGAAAUUGCGGUCUUCCCUUGUCUUCGUAUACUCUGUCUUUGCGACUCCAGCUGGGAGGCGUUACCAGAUGAUAUGGAGCACCUCAUGUUGCUCAAGGAACUGGAUAUCAUUAGAUGCGAGAACAUCCGAUCUCUUCCCACACUUCCCAGGUCUCUUGAGUGGUUUUAUCUUGCUUCCUGCAAUGUGGAAUUCAUGAGCUCUUGUAAAACAGUCGGACAUCCAAACUGGCAGAAGAUUCAGCACAUCCCCGUCAAGGGAGUUGAUAUCCCAACACCAACACCCUCAGAAGAAGAAGCUGACUCUGAUGGGAUAUUGGGAUUACAUCAGAAGGCUUUAGGCCUUGCAAUGCAGUCAGGCUGUUAAGGGAAUGUGCAGCCAGCAGGAAGGUGAUUUACAACUUGAGAUACCAAGAGAAAGCACAACCAGGCCAGGCCACUCGAUGUGUGAGAUUUUUUCUUUCUUUCCUUGUCUUGUUCAUCUUGAUAUUUGUUUGUUUGUGCACUGUGAUUUCCAGAGUAAACCAGACGUAUAUUACCGUACUACAGUUUAAUUUGAUUAUUACAGUGAACCUGGCGUGUAUUGCUGUGGACCAGAGUAAUCUACUUCCACCUAUAUCACUACUAAAGUUGUGUCAUGCAUGGAUUACUACUGUGGCUGGGGUGCAUUAGUUGACAGUAAAUCUGCUUUCAUAGUAAUGUUUGUCAGUACUAGUGCCAUUUAUUUAGUGUGCUAUAUAUGUAUGCCAAGGACUUGGAUGCUCUGAUCUUUCGUUUAUUAUUAUCGUGAUGUCUGUCACGUUCUGUUUUUAUUCUUGGCUCUUGUCGUCGUCCAGAAAAUCUUGCAAUUUCAUUUGAAGAAGCUAAACUAAUUCACAAGAUCCAGAUGCUUCAGGAUUGGUUGUUGAUGAACUUACAUAGUCCUGUUAUUUCAGUCUAUUAAGCAACCUGAGAAAAAUCAGGCCAGAAGUUAUCAAAAGGCACCAUAUUAGGUUCACAAAUUAUGGUCUAGUAUUACAGUCUUCUGCUAGAGUGAGUUUAUAUUCUAGCUUCAGCAGCAACUGUUACUACAUUUAUAAGAGUAGAUUGUCCACCAGCAGUUUCUGUGGAAUAGUUUAACUCACUAGAUUCGGGGCGUGGCUUGCCAUGCGUCACCCUUUCAGAUGGAUAAGUCGCUGGAUAAACCGUUAUGUAGAUCACUGAAAACAAAUAGCUCUACGGACUUAGACAAAGGCCAUCAAACAGUAACAACCAUUACUAUGCCAACAUUACAGUUAUGUUACUAUUAACGGAGGGAGCUAUAAGUUUAAGUUGUAAUAAGUCAUCUGAUAUAUGCACAUAUUUCGACCUUAUUAGCUAUCAUAACGUGUGUGUUGUCAUGCUUAUGUAACGUCGUUAGCUCAUUGUGAUACUUAUACAUAAACUGUAAUAAUUGCUCAAUUCUUAGCGUUAAUUGCUACUAUCAUUAGAAGGGAGAUGCAGUAAUCCUCUCAAAUUAAGGUCAGUAUCAUCAUGCAGAAUGCAUCUCAUGUCAGCAAUCUAUCCUGAUUCCCUGCCACUCAAACUAACACCAUAGCCCUGCCCCUAUCGUCGCUGCCUGCACGUUGUGGUGCAGACGCCUACUUGUGGAUCUCCCAUUACCCGAGCCGCUAUCUCCCCUAACAGUAUCAUCGUUCCUCCCACAACAGAAAGAUGCCCUUGGAUUCCUGACCUCUUCCUCCAUGUAUUCCUCACCCUCCUCGGAUCAAAACAGAGCUCCAACCCUGUAACAAUUUUCUGAUAGCCAAAGAUGACCAUUUUGUCCGAGUUAUGCUGGCUAAGCGUUAAUUGGUUGUAACAGGACGUUACUCUACUUUACUUAAAAUAAUAUAUAUUUCAACAAACAAACAAACAAACACAGCUUGAUUUUGUUUUACUGUAGUGCCUCGUUUUGUUCUCUGACCCGGUUCAGAGAUUCGAGACCUUGGAAUCAUUCUGAUGGAAUGUUGACCCAUUUGUCAUAGUAGCUUAUGUGCUUGUGUUUUGGACUGAGUUCCGGGAUUGCUGGGACGUAUUCCCGGUCUCCAUUUCAGUAACAAAAUACUUAAUUAGCACGAGUUGUUUCGGUACCUGACCUGACACAAAUCUUGGCUGAGCUCCACAGCUGAAGAAUAGGAGUGCCCUCUCUGUUCCGCCACAUC
This is a messenger RNA of Triticum aestivum (bread wheat), 9427 nucleotides long. RefSeq lists its product as uncharacterized. The transcript has 11 exons. NCBI's taxonomy places the organism in Eukaryota, Viridiplantae, Streptophyta, Magnoliopsida, Poales, Poaceae. Bases 268 to 7614 code for a protein of 2448 amino acids. Gene Ontology annotation, molecular function: ATP binding; ADP binding; protein kinase activity. The record is from RefSeq and is a predicted model, not a curated record. Gene Ontology annotation, biological process: defense response to other organism; protein phosphorylation.